AUGACUAUUGAAGAGAACUUCCGCAUUGGUUUCGUCAACAAUUUCAACUGCUCGGCCUGUCAUGUGAGGCGUGAGGACCACCACAACGGCUUCACGGGUUGUGAGAUGGUUUACGUUGAGACUUGGAAAUGUUUAGAGUUGUGUCAUUUCUAUGCCUGUCUGAAGUUGAAGCUCUCUAGCUGCUUCUGCUGCCGCAAUUGGCUCGCUGUGUCUGACCUGUGCUCCAUGGUGACCACGAUAUGGCUAAGCAUCUGCGUGAACCCGCUGUUCUACCUCUCUGAACUGCCCUUUGAACCCAGGGAUAUCAUGCACCUCACGGGAGCCAUGCCCCGUUACCUCUUUGUCAAAAUCGCGACUUUUAUCACCGCCUUUAUCACCUUCGAGCGAUGUCUGUGUAUCGCUGCCCCUCUGAAGGUGAAAAUGAUCAUCACACCUGCAAGGACAAAGGUAAUCAUUGUCUCCAUCUACAUCACCAUGUCGAUUUUGCUUAUUCCCUUCUGCCUUGGAAGCAGACUUGAGUGGGUUUUCGAUUUCACCGUGAAUGCCACUGUAUUAAAAACUACGUACACGGCCGAGAGAGAACUGCUGGAAGCCAUUACGUAUCUCACCCAAGGCGUAUUUACUACAACGCUUUCUUUCGUCUUCGUCAUCUGCUGUACCAUCGUGCUUAUCGUCAAACUCAAUAGUAAAACAAAAUGGCGGCAGGCCACUGUUGCCAAGGGUGACCGUGCAGCGGAAGGAGUUGGGGUCAAGGAUCAAAAGGUUGUCAAAAUGGUGACCUUCAUUGCCGUCAUUUUUAUUGUCUGUUCCGUACCUCCGACGCUCCUGUUUUUCUAUAUGCUGUUUGACACAAAUUUCCGUAUUGAUGGUGCCUAUCCCAAUCUCUAUUCUACAAUAUGGUGUUUAUCAUUCCUAACAGAAACUGUCAACUCCAGCGUGAACAUAUUUGUGUAUCUGAAAAUGAGUUCGAAAUACCGAGCUGUGUUUAUGAAAACCCUUUUGAACAAGGAGGAAAAAUAACUGUUCACCUUUAGAGAAAAUGUCUUUUUAAUAAUGAACAAAGAAAUAACAAUACAUAGUUUUAAGAUAAGAUAAUCUAUAUGCUUAUUGUUCUGAUGCUAGCACACAUAUGGAUGUAUGUGUGCAUGUAUUUAUGUAUGUGUAUGUAU
This is a messenger RNA of Aplysia californica (California sea hare), 1169 nucleotides long. Its product is annotated as probable G-protein coupled receptor 139. The transcript has 3 exons. Bases 1 to 1020 code for a protein of 339 amino acids. Gene Ontology annotation, cellular component: membrane. Lineage: Eukaryota; Metazoa; Mollusca; Gastropoda; Aplysiida; Aplysiidae. The record is from RefSeq and is a predicted model, not a curated record. Gene Ontology annotation, molecular function: G protein-coupled receptor activity; peptide binding. Gene Ontology annotation, biological process: G protein-coupled receptor signaling pathway.